AAGAGAGAUAGAGAAAUAGAGAGAGACAGAGAGAGAGAGAGAGAAAUACAGAGAAAUAGAGCAAGAGAGAGAGAGAGGGAGAGAGAAAAAGAGAGAGAUAGAGAAAUAGAGAGAGACAGAGAGAGAGAGAAAUACAGAGAAAUAGAGACAGAGAGAGAGAUAGAGCAAGAGAGAGAGAGACAGAGACACCGAGAGAUAGAGAGAGAGAGAGAAAGAGAGAGAGAGAGAGACUAAAUUACACUCAGCAAUCAAGUGGCCUCUCAGAGCAGUAGGUCUUCGUGGAAUAGCCGUCACACACACAGAGGAGCCCCUGGAGCCUGUUGCUGGUGAUUUCUCCUGCACUCGUCCACUGCUCUUAACAUCAGCGGAGAGAAGAGGAGGAUGACACGCUGCAAGUAACCCAGUCACCUCAUUCACUGCUCCUUCAUUCACACCCAAACCUGCAGGACAGAGCACUCAGGAUCCACUCCUUACACUCAUCCUCCAGCUUCGUCCCGCUCGGUCAGAAUGAUGGAGCGAGCUGUCGUGUUGGUGUUGUGCUGGACGGUGAUGCUCGGACUCUGCACACCGCUCUAUCCUUCACUACGGUUCGGUCAGAGAGCCACUGCGAUACUGAUGAGCUCCUCGCUGGACGAUCCCCUGCAGCCCCCGACAGACUACAGAUCCGCCCGGAGUCAGCAUGUCGAGUUCAGGUCUGGAAGGCAUGCAGACGCCAUCUUUACCAACAGCUACCGCAAAGUUCUCGGUCAAAUAUCUGCUAGAAAGUUCCUCCAGACGAUCACAGGAAAAGGAUCUGGAAGCCGGCCAGAAUCUGAACACUACGUAAAACGGCAGGCAGGAAUUUUCGAGGACACAUACAAGCAGGACCUGAUGUCCAUCAAGAGGGAACACAGCUAUAGGGAGCAGCAGAGAGGACGUCAAGGCUUUAGUCUUCAGUGCAGCGGCUGUGCUUGUGGUGUGCUGCUGAACAGGAAGUGUCCGGAGAAUCGGCGCAGAAAGUGAUCAGUAUGUUGCUUUCUUUGUGGUUUGCCAAUUAAAAAGGAUUAUGCAAAAAGAUCUCUUUAAAUAAAUCAGAACUGCUGAGCCAAAACUGUGUUAGUGCUUUGUGUCUUUCUAAUAAAUGCUAACUAAUACAGGAGGGAUGUGGAAAAUAAAUAAAUAUGAAAAUAAAUAAAUAAAUAAAAACAUUUAAAAAAUUAAAUUAAAUAAAAAUAAAUUUCACAAAAUUUGUUGAGUAAAAAGGAAACACAAAAGCUGGAAUUUGUGUUUUUUGUUUUUAUUUUUUUAAAUUGUUUUCUUUACAAAACCACAGUUUGGUGAGAUGAGUGUUGGGUGUGGUAACAAGCUGUAAAAAUGGUCACACGUGCUGUCAAAAACAGACAGACAAAACAAAAUCGAUCGGCAAAAAAUCCAAACCUGCCCUGGAAAGAGAGUUUUGGGAAACAAAUUACGCCCAUGACGGAAAAACCUUUACAGCUUACUGUAUGAGGGAAAAACCACCUAGAGAAAAAAAAAACCAAAACACAGCGACAAUCAAA
This is a messenger RNA of Hemibagrus wyckioides, 1538 nucleotides long. It is a transcript of the gene ghrh, whose product is annotated as growth hormone releasing hormone. Gene Ontology annotation, biological process: growth hormone secretion; positive regulation of cell population proliferation; positive regulation of multicellular organism growth. Lineage: Eukaryota; Metazoa; Chordata; Actinopteri; Siluriformes; Bagridae. The transcript has 6 exons. Gene Ontology annotation, molecular function: neuropeptide hormone activity; peptide hormone receptor binding; growth hormone-releasing hormone receptor binding. The coding region runs from base 508 to 1002 and encodes 164 amino acids. Gene Ontology annotation, cellular component: terminal bouton; perikaryon; extracellular region. The record is from RefSeq and is a predicted model, not a curated record.